UUACUUACUACUUCCAAUAACUGUAACUCAUUACAAAAAUAUAGUAAUUCCUAGGAUGGUUUUCUUGAGUGAAGGUACCAUUAUAUACGACAGAAAAGUAGAUUCCAUUAUAAAAAACAGAAAAGCAACAUGUUCCGUAGCACGUAGUGUGAUACAAGAAAUGUUUAGUGAUUGGUUAGUUCCGUUUAGACAGUCUGAUCUUUGGUUUAUUGAAGGAUUUUCAACAGUAUACGGAGUUUAUAUUCGCGAUCAGUAUUACAAUACAACUUUACUAAAGUCAAUUGUGGUCCAAACACGACGGAUAUUUCUUGAUUAUAUAGAAGCAAUUACAUAUGAAUCUCCAUUUUCACAAAAUUCACUCAUAUCACACAAUUCAACUCUUACUAAUCUGUGGCGAGAAAAAGCAUUCAGUACUUUAUAUAUGCUGAAUACCGUCUUUCAACAAGAUUUUCUAUAUACUUCUAUAUUUCAAGAAGCCGUACACUUAUAUUAUUACAG
Pseudomyrmex gracilis is the source of this 498-nucleotide messenger RNA. RefSeq lists its product as uncharacterized. The annotation marks the transcript as partial. Lineage: Eukaryota; Metazoa; Arthropoda; Insecta; Hymenoptera; Formicidae. The record is from RefSeq and is a predicted model, not a curated record. The transcript has 4 exons.